Synchiropus splendidus (mandarinfish) is the source of this 7020-nucleotide messenger RNA. RefSeq names its product protein kinase, AMP-activated, alpha 2 catalytic subunit (gene prkaa2). The record is from RefSeq and is a predicted model, not a curated record. Gene Ontology annotation, biological process: protein phosphorylation; intracellular signal transduction. Lineage: Eukaryota; Metazoa; Chordata; Actinopteri; Syngnathiformes; Callionymidae. Bases 1477 to 2877 code for a protein of 466 amino acids. Gene Ontology annotation, molecular function: ATP binding; protein serine/threonine kinase activity. Gene Ontology annotation, cellular component: cytoplasm. The transcript has 10 exons.
CAGGGCAGAGUGGAAGUCGCCGGUGGUCAGUAGGAAUCCGGCGUAGGUGUGAGGGGAGACGCUAUAAGCGGAGGAGAUAGUCGACGUAAACGUGUCUGUGAAUAGCACCGCUUGAAAGUCAAAUUCUUCCAGCGAAGCCCCCUGUAAACAGCGAUGGCAGGUGCAACUACCUGGCGGACUGUGGUCACCGCUAAACAUGCUCCCUGGCUCACGUCAUUUUGCCAUGUAUUGUGCUUUCAUCUCGACGCUCGACGACGUUGGCCGAAGCUCAAAGCUUCUCCCGUUUUCCAUACGCACUGACGCGACAAGCAUGUAGGGAUCUCGCAGUGCUAGCGAGUUUACCAGCCCGCCUCGUUUCACAGCCAUGACAGGAGCCAAGUGUGACAGAGGGGCUUAAGAGAGGGACGUGGUUUUUUUCCCCUGCUCCUCCGGUGACCUUGUGCGCCUUAGCCUGCACUUGAAUAUCCUGGAGGUCGUAGGGAGUGGAGUUUUGAAGGAUGUAAACAAUCUCUGUGGCGCGCCGCUUCUACUAGAUAGAACUGCUGCACAAAGUAUUCGAAAGAUAUAACUUUACUGACAAGCUUUGUGCUUUUAACUAGGAACGGUGGGGGUUGGGAUUAUUGAGUGGCUGUCUUCCUUAUAUCUUUGGACUGUAGAAUGGGGUACAUCAUUUCAUCAUCUAUUUCAGUACAACUGUUAUUUGUUUGUUUAAAUGGCUGCUGCCCAGUCUCAAGAUCAGUCGGGUUCAAAGUUGACCUCACUAUUGAUCUGCCGCAAAGAGUGUUCUCAUUAAAGAUUAAUGCAAUGUUAAAAAAAAAAAUACAUGAAAGAAUGUUAGUUGACUUAUUUGUUUUCUAAUUAUCGGUGGCUUUGAUAUGGACAUCAAGUUAUGUUUUCAUCGAAUUAAGGAGUUGAGCUGAGAUGGCCUCUGGUCCAUGGAAUGAAUGGCGGGGGUCAGAAAACCCCCCAAAAGAUUUCUUUGCCACCACUAACAGUCGGACCCACCCACCGAAUUCUCACACACGCUGGUCACACUAAAGUGUGAUUGAUCUGAUGCAAUAACAUCCCCAGUUAUACAUUAUUACUUGUUCCAUUUUAAACUGUUUGAAUUGGAAACAGCAUGGCUUGUUUCUCUUUAUGACAUGUGGUUUUAUGAUGUAAGUAGAUCAUCAGUUGUAGUUUGUUCCACAACAAGUUUGUUCUGAGACACAAGCUUCUUUCAAGUCAUUUGGCUUAUGCCUUUGUUUUGGAAACAAGCUGAAAUAGUGGCUACCCUCAUCGGUGUUUGAGCAAUAACAAAUUGGGGAACAUCAGCUGACGGGCCAUAAAGUAGCAGUGAAGAUCUUGAACAGACAGAAGAUCCGGAGUCUUGAUGUGGUGGGCAAAAUCAAACGGGAGAUCCAGAAUCUCAAGCUGUUCAGGCACCCGCACAUCAUCAAGCUGUACCAGGUGAUAAGCACUCCUACAGACUUCUUCAUGGUGAUGGAAUAUGUGUCCGGAGGAGAGCUGUUUGACUACAUCUGCAAAAAUGGACGGGUGGAAGAUUCUGAAGCUCGUCGGCUUUUCCAGCAGAUCAUCUCGGCUGUGGACUACUGCCACAGACACAUGGUGGUCCACAGAGAUCUCAAGCCGGAAAACGUCCUGCUGGACGCCAGCAAAAAUGCCAAGAUUGCUGACUUUGGUCUGUCAAACAUGAUGUCAGACGGAGAGUUCCUGAGGACAAGCUGCGGGUCGCCCAACUAUGCUGCUCCAGAAGUCAUCUCAGGAAGGUUGUACGCAGGUCCAGAGGUGGACAUCUGGAGCUGCGGGGUGAUCCUCUACGCUCUGCUGUGUGGCACGCUUCCAUUUGAUGAUGAGCAUGUUCCCACUUUGUUCAAGAAGAUCAGAGGAGGGGUCUUCUACAUCCCUGAGUACCUGAACCGGUCUGUGGCCUCACUGCUGAUGCUCAUGCUGCAGGUGGACCCUCUGAAGAGAGCCACCAUCAAGGACAUCAGAGAACAUGAGUGGUUUAAGGAGGACCUGCCUGGAUACCUGUUUCCUGAGGAUCCCUCAUAUGAUGCCACAGUCCUGGACGAGGAGGCUGUGAAAGAAGUGUGUGAGAAAUUUGAAUGUACCGAGUCAGAAGUCAUGACCAGCCUGUAUAGCGGCGACCCUCAGGAUCAGCUAGCCGUAGCGUAUCACCUCAUCAUCGACAACCGGCGCAUCAUGACUCAGGCCAGUGAGUUCUACUUGGCCUCCAGUCCACCACAAGGUUCCUUCAUCGAGGACGGCAUGCCACUGCCACCGGGGGUCAAACCCCACCCGGAGAGGAUGCCCCCACUCCUGGCCGACAGUCCCAAGUCUCGUUGUCCCCUGGACGCCCUGAACACCACGAAGCCCAAACCUCUCACUGUGAAGAAAGCCAAGUGGCAUCUCGGGAUUCGGAGUCAGAGCCGCCCCUAUGACAUCAUGGCUGAAGUGUACAGGGCCAUGAAGCAGCUUGACUUUGACUGGAAGGUGGUGAACCCAUAUCAUCUGCGUGUGCGGAGGAAGAAUCCAGUCACUGGGAAUUUGGUUAAAAUGAGCUUGCAGCUCUACCAGGUGGACAACAGAUCCUACCUGCUGGACUUCAAGAGCAUUGAUGACGAAAUCAUUGAAGCUGUGGGUUUCAAGUCUGGGUCGUCCACUCCCCAGAGGUCAGGCUCCACCGCUGGACUCCACAGACCCAGACUCAGCAUCGAUUCAGUCAGCCCAGCCUUGGUGGAUCUGCCUCAGCUCAGCUCCUCCCUGCCCGGAUCCCUGUCUGGCAGCUCGGCUCAGCUCACGCCACGACAGGGGUCACACACCAUGGACUUCUUUGAAAUGUGUGCCAGUCUCAUCACCACUCUGGCCCGCUGAGACCUCUCGGACCCUUAGAGCCCCCUGCUGUGCCUGGAUGUCAGCGCGGAGGAGGACGUCACCAUGUAGCGGAUGUUCAUCUUGAAAUACCAAAGCGGAUAACAGAGGGAGACGGAAGAGACUGUCCUCUGAGUUGGCUGCAAAAGGAUCCAAUCUUGAACCUGUGAACUUUUGAAAGCUGAUGAGGUGAGACAACUUCUCUCCGACAUGUACCCUCAAUCUUUUAUCACCUGUCAUGUCCUGCGAGUGGAGAUUCUGCUGAGUCAAACUGACCUCCAUCUUUUAAAUCGACAGAGCGUUCGCAUUCAGUAUAAAGAGGCCAUAGAAUGAAAUGUGGGUUUCAUAUAUACGCAAAAAAAAGAUGCUGAAACCGUCAUAAAAACAACUUAUAAAGGUCAGAUACACAGAUGAUGAUGAUGAUGAUUCAAAUGAGGGAUUUUUUUCAUACUGUAGACCAAGGGCAACAUCUAACCUGAUGCCGUCACAUUUCAUUCAUAUAUAUGUAUAUAUAUAUAUAUAUAUAUAUAUAUAUAUAUAUAUAUAUAUAUAUAUAUAUAUAUAUAUAUAUAUAUAUAUAUAUAUAGAUAGAUAGAUAGAUAGAUAGAUAGAUAGAUAGAUAGAUAGAUAGAUAGAUAGAUAGAUAUACCUCACAACUGCUCGAUAUAAAGAACUCGCCUCGUGUGAAUCCGAUGUCACAGUGGCUGGAAGCGAUAUCUCCAUUCAGCUGAGGUGAAGAUGAAGAAGCACCAACAGACUUCUAUGGCCUCUUUAAAUGUGUGACAAUUUUAUAUUGUUUGUUGAAGAGACACCUUUUGUCGUGUUGUGUUUAUAUUUUUUAUUCCACACCAUAUUACACAUCUCAUGACCUACCAAAUACUGAGCUUUGUACAUGAUAGAUUAUUAUCCAAAUUAUUUUUGAGAGAUGAAAUCUACAGGCAGGUUUUUGACCACCUAGUUUUUGUGUUGAGUUGAAUCACAGAUUUAAACCGUCUCACAUGUAUUGUGAUUCUCUGAACUUUGCACUGAACGUUUUACACCUGAAGCCCCUCAAUGUGUGACACCAAGUGUGCAUUGUUGAGUCUUGACAUUUGCAGUACGUGUGAGGCAGGAACGAGGGGUGUGGGGGGGGGGGGGGGUCCUGUCUUUGCUCGAGUGCCUCUAAAUGAAAGUCUGACCUUCUCCACUUUAUUUUGAUCAUUGAGUUGUGCGAAAGCUCUGCUGCUGUUCAGAACAUUCUUGUUUUUCAAAAGGCCUGGGCUCCCCGUCGGUCACGCAGUACACAUCUGUUACUAUAAAAGGUCAAUUGGGACCAGAUACAUUAGACUUGAGUAGAUGCUAAGCUCUCAGCUAACAGGAUUACUCCCAAUCCACUCCCACGCUGGAGGGGAACACCUUUUGCUAGUGAGUGACUCUCCAAAACCACAAUGGAAAAGCUGAAUCGAACUAUAGAAUACAAUGAGGAGUAACUUUGUCAUAUCUAGAAAAAAAAUGUAGGACUCAUGUGAGACGGUUUCGAAGAUCUGCUGCAGUUGUGGAAAAAAGCCACUGAAACUUUUUGUAGUUGCCUUAAAUAUGCAACAAGAUGCGUGUGCGUGUGUCCUUCGGAAGAUUACCGAUUUAACUUUGACCCCCUGUACACACGGUCGCUUCAGUUCGCUUGGAACGAUCGUGUGUGAGGCUCUCCAUAAUACAUUCAGUGCCGGCCUGGGUGUGUUUGACGUUGCAUGUGUUCUGAGUGUGAAAGGAAAUGCAUCGCCCCUGCUGCGCGCGCCAUGAGCUGUUGUCAGGGAGACACGAAAACAGAGCGGUAGGCCUCACUAUCAUAGUUUUAGACAUGUUUUUAGUAGGAGUGCGAGUCUCUCAAUGAUGACGUGUGUCAUCAGUUGAUGAGACUAUGUUGGUUUUGUGCGACAGCCAUGGCCUAUUUAGAAUUGGUUUCACAUGUGAUCAGAUCUGGGGUGAGUGAGGGUUCGACGUAGGAGCCGCAUGGGAGAGUUCAUUACCACUCAUGUAUCAGAUUUCAAUGUGCUCGCUUCAGACACACGUAAAAAACAUGUUGCAGUACAAGUCAGAUUAAAGCCAGGUGUAAAUGGGGCCGCUGCCGGUAGCUGUGUGCGCGCAAAUAAAACACUCACACUGGACCUCAUUUUGGGUCACUUACCAUAUUAUUUCUACACACAAGUGUCGCACAGUAUUUUACUGAUGGAAUGUAAAGGGGAGCGUUGGUGCUGCUGUGAUGAACCUCUACCUGUUGCCUUUCCUCCACUCUGUUGUUAUUGUCUGAUCACUUUUUUGGAUCUGAGGUGUAACUGUGAUUUGAAUUUGUUUUAUCUUCUUGUCAAAUGUGACAAGGUAUUACUUCACUGGAGGUGCUGUUGUUUUGCCGGAGAUGUCUACUUGAGUGAAGGAACAAAACUUUGAUGUCGCCAAAAGAAACAAGUGUCUGACUAUCACUUUUGAAAUCCUUUUAGUGUGAUGCGUUUGAUAUUCAUGAACAAGUCGCUCAACAAGGCUGGGAGUAUUCGCUCCAUAAAUACAUUUCAAAAUAGAAGUUUGAGCUGCUGAGAUGGAGUUUGUCGAUGGAAGAUUAUGAAAAGUGAAAGCUGUGAAACACAAAGGUUGACUUGAAAAAGACAAAACAAUGUAAGUCAGAAUCUUCUGAAUUAAAAUAAAAAUUGUUAAAAUCAUGCACACACUCAAAUUUAGGCAUCCACAGAUACUGGGCUUGAGUACUCAUAGACUGGCCACCGAUACCACUUCACAGGCAGUUCACAGUUUUUGGAUGUCAGUUUAUGACAAUUUUGUAGAAUUUGUGUUUGUACUGCAGUGAAACGUGACAUGCUGAGGAAUGUGGUUCAAAUAAUUAUGGAAAAAAAAGUGUAAUGCCCUAAGUAUUUGGUAUCAGUCAGUACUCAAAUGCAAGUACUUGUACACAAGUCAAAAAAGGUGGUAUUGGUGCAUCCCUACUCAACAUCAAACCCAUUAGGAGAGAGGUUUUCUUACCUUGAUUUUUCACAACUCUUGGAACAUUUUGCACAAUUAAAAGUCAAAUAUUUAACAAUACAAUGAAACACGUCAACAUGUUCUUCGACCGGUGCACCUCAUAUGCAGACUAGUCAUGAAGAUGGUUGGUGACUAGUCAACUAUCAAAACAGUUGUUGACGCCCUUCCUACCUUAAAAGUCCAGAUCACGGAACAAACAUUGAAAUGAUGAUAGAAACAGGACGUGAGCAAUUGGGUACAAAGUAACUAUCUAUUUGCAUGGAGUAAAUGAGUAAUGAAAAUACAAAAUAUCAUAAGGAAAGGAUGUGAAUUAUGGAUGGAGGCACAGAAGGAAAAGCAAGUCCAAAUACUUUAAUGUAACGUCAUGUUCUAAUGUUUAAGGUGAAGCUAGUGCUAGACCUCUGAUAGAAAACAGCGUAAAUAAAAACACUCCGAAACUGAUGAAACAAAGUUGCAAGUUUUACCUCAAAACCCUUAUUGUAAACCUUAUUGUGGGUGCACAGAGUGACUCUCAAAAUAAUGUAUUGAAAAUGGGAACUGUUUUAGUGCAGUUUUAAAAUUCAAUUUGUGAAUCUAGAACUGGUUUUCACAGCUUCACUGAAUAUCUCAGCAAAGGACGAGCUUUUUCUUUUCCAACAAACGCUGUUGAAAUGAUUUUGUUUAUCUUUGUGAAUUAAUUUGAAAAUGUUUGUGUUGAAGGUUUCACUUGUCAAGGUUCCCUGCACGAAUCCCUGAUUCCAUGUGAUCUGAGUGUCUCUUGCCUGUUCACUGAUGAUGAUGUGAUGCCUCUACACUCCUGUUCUCCAUGUAGCGUUCGGGUCGUAGCACUUCAAUAUUCACUCCGACCCAGAACACACCAUCAGUGGUAUUAAAAGAGCAACUGGAAUAUGAUCUUGCAGAUGUCAUACCGUAUUGCAACCACCGUUGGCAUGUUCGUCGUACAAUCUGGAUGAGGCACAUCUUACCUGUUGCACCAAAGUGUUUCCCUGCAGCUGUUACCUUUAAACGGUGUGUGUGCGUGCGUGUGUGUGUGUGUGUGUGAGACACUGAGGUUUAUUGGUCUUGUUCUGCGCUGCAUGUUAUUAUUUGCACUUUAAUGAAUAUUUAUUGAAAAAAAAACAAUAAACAGUAAAUAAACAA